Molecule: messenger RNA, 2529 nt
Organism: Mycena indigotica
Lineage: Eukaryota; Fungi; Basidiomycota; Agaricomycetes; Agaricales; Mycenaceae
Exons: 3
Coding region: 25-2529 (834 amino acids)
Molecular function (GO): protein binding
Source: RefSeq, a predicted model, not a curated record
GUCUUCUCAAAUCUUGACCUUAUCAUGCAGGACCUCCCUGUCCUCGAAAAAUCCCUUUUACUUGGUUCAUGGGACCCUUCCAUCUCCACCGAGUCUUCUACACUUGCUCUCCUAGCCAAAGCAGUCGUCGAUGCCGACUUUCGUGAAGCAUUAGUCACCAGUCAAUACGCCGUCAAUGCUUUGACGGCAAGUUUUUUGGAGGGAUCGGGACUCAGGGCACCAACAUCGGCUGAAGACUCAGCUUCUCUUCUCUUCCUCGGUAUCGCAUCCCUGCAUGCAUUCGUUCAGAUUAACUGGACGGGUCCUGAACUCGAUUUUGGAGUUCGCGAUGUUUUGCGGAUAACUUCUGAAGCUGACUCAGAGGAUGCUCUUAACCAAAAGGCUGUUUCUCAACUCUCGAUGGGCGGAGAACCGGCGUACCACCUUUCUAAGUGCGCUAUGCUACUUGUUCUUGCUCAAAAUUUAUUCGAGAUCGCUGCUUCGGAGCAUUGUCCGUCAGUGUUAUGGUGGCGUCUCCGUGCAGCCACAGUCCACCAACAUUUACUUGACGAGCCCGUCCCGGUUCCUGCUCCUCUGUUACUGGCGCUGGAACCUCUAAAAUCGCUCUAUAACGGCGAUGCCGAAUUGGCGGGACGUUUGGAGCUCGAAGAGGGGUUACUACAACAUACUCUCUCGCAGGACAAACUGGCUGGUGAAUAUUUCGUACGCUCUGCGAGGGCGACAGGUAUGGAAUAUGAACUCACCGGGGCUUUGGGCAAGCGGACCAAGUUUCAGCAGACGGAACUGAGUCAACUCGUCCUCCUCGCUGAGAGCCAGCUCAAACUUGAUGAUAAAGCUGCCACUGCUUCCUCCACACCAAGCCAUGCAAAUAUUCCGGAGACUUUACCGCUCAACGACGACACUUUACUUGAACAGACCGUCUUUACGUCUUCUUCUCCCUCCGCCUAUAAUCGCCUUGCUCAUCUUGACCCAUCAUCGCAACCAGCGCUGCAUCCGCUUGACCAAUGUAUUUUGCUUUCAAUGUGUUUGAAUGUGAAGAACACAUCUCCCGUCCAUGGAUUGACCGCCGAACAAAUGUCGCCAUAUGUCGCGCGGGUUAUUUCUCAUCCUCUGAAUUGGUCUGUCCACACCAUGGCUCUACUACUUCGUGCGAGGCUAGAAGCGAAUCGGACGAGAACGGUAGAACGCGCCACACUACAACUUCAAGCAUUGGUGGAACAGAUGCCGACUACAGAUUCGACAGUGGCACCGGCAGCAGUCCGACUGAAAUUUGUGCAUGCGCUGCCUUUGCCGAGCAAAUGGGAGAUGGAAAAAGAGCUGGCAUCAAGAUUCCUAAGUCUUGGUGUCGUCCGUUCCGCGUUGGAGAUUUUCGAGAGGCUUGAAAUGUGGGAAGAGGUGGUCAAAUGUUGGCAGGCGCUCGAUCGCAGAGACCAGGGCGAGCGUAUUGUCCGGGACUUGCUGGAGGGGAGAAAGGCUGAGGCGGAUGUUGUCCUUGCCCGAGGAAAACAAGCGACGACCAAUGCACAUCGACUUCGUAUGGACACUGCCCGGGAGGCCAAAUUGUGGUGCCUCCUUGGGGACCUCGAGCCAGACCACGCAAUCGACCAUUACCAGAAAGCUUGGGCUCUGUCAGGGGAGACCGCGGGCCGGGCAAUGCGUUCAUUAGGUGGUUAUUAUUUUGCACGAGGGCAAUACCAAGAGGCCAUCGAAUGCUUGAAAAAAGCCGUUGUCAUCAAUCCGCUUCUAUCGCGAUCGUGGUUUGUGUUGGGAUGUGCCUGCAUGCGAGUGGAAAAUUGGGAAGAGGCCAGAGCCGCUUUUACACGUUGUGUCACAAUUGAUGAAGAGGAUGGGGAAAGCUGGAGCAAUCUAGCGAGUAUGUAUAUGCGCAUUGGUACCACAGAGGGCGAGUCAACGGUUCCUUUUGAGAACAAGCUCCUCGCGUUCCGAGCACUAAAGCAGGGGCUGCGCUCAGCAUACGAAAACUGGCGGAUGUGGUACAACUUCAUGAUUGUCGCCAUCGAUCACUUAGACAUUGACGUUCUGGAGCGACUGGUCAACGCUGUCACUCGCGCAGAUGCCAGCUCUUCUAUCGAAGAUGCUGCGAAUCAGCCCAACUCGGGUCGCGCUCUUUUCCGGCCCGUUAUGCAUUUGAUGGAAGACAUCGUCCUGCCGAAAAUAUCCUCGUCGUCUCGUGUCUUCCUGGCUUACGCCCGUUUACUUCGUUGGGCUGAACGGUGGGGCGAUGCGCUCAAGGCCAGCAUGGAUGCAUAUCGAUGUGGUGCUGCCUCCGAAUUAGAUAACACCUCUGAUGUAACCAAGUGGAGGGAAGCAGUAACUGAGGUGCGGGAUGUUGUUGAUGCUCUCCGGAAUUUUGGGCCGAGGGCCGAGGACGUCGGAGGCAAGUGGCGGGGGCAAGCAAGGAGCGUUGUUCGUUCCUUCAUGGGCAAAACGAAGGAGGCAUUCGGGAACGAGCCAGAGUGGGCCGAAUUAGAGGAGCUUUUGGAGGAACUGAAGAAGAAAGAUGAAUAG